Messenger RNA from Ilex paraguariensis (yerba mate), 6048 nucleotides. NCBI's taxonomy places the organism in Eukaryota, Viridiplantae, Streptophyta, Magnoliopsida, Aquifoliales, Aquifoliaceae. The record is from the annotation of a GenBank genome assembly.
AUGGGUGGUGGUGGCAAACGAAGCGUCGUCUCCGACGAAGAAGAAGAAGAAGUGGAAGAGGUUUAUGGAAAGACUGUAGAUGACGAAAGCGACAACGAAGAAGAAGAUGAGGAGGGUCAGGAUGAAUACCAGAAAGAUGGGUUUAUAGUGGACGAUGAAGAGGAAGAAGUGGGAGAGGAAGAACAAGAUGAGGGAAAGAGCCAAAAAAAGAGGAAAAAGAAGAAAAGAGAUUCUCAGAAGAACUUUGAGUUGGAUGAAGAUGACUAUGAGCUGCUUGAGGAUAACAUCUCAGGCUUUCAUCGACCUAAGAUGGCUAAUCCAAAGUUUAAGAGGCUCAAAAGAGUUGGGAAGGAUACUGAGAAAGGGGUCUACAAAAGCUUAUUUGAUGAUGAUGAUGAUGAUAUGAUUGAUAUUGCUGAAGAAGAGGAGAGACCUAAUGAAGAACAGAUGGUUGUUGAUGAAGAGGAUGACAUGGCAGAUUUUAUUGUUGAUGAAGAAGAAGAAAUGCAAGUGGGUGGAGCAUCUAUGAGACAAAGAAAGCAGCCGAAGUUGAGGCAGCUUUCUGGAGUGUCAACGGCUGCAUUGGCUGAGGCUCAAGACAUAUUCGGUGAUGUUGAUGAAUUCCUUGAUCUUCGGAAGAAAGGUCUUGCAAGGAGUGACAUUCAUAGUGAUUCUGGGAGGGGGAGGAGGAACCUUGAAGAUGAAUAUGAGCCAUCCAUCCUGGUGGAGAAGUAUAUGACUGAGAGGGAUGAUCGAAUAAGGCAAAUUGACCUGCCUGAGAGGAUACAGAUAUCGGAGGAAAGAACUGGGUCUCCCCCAGUUGACGAAAGAAGUAUAAGAGAGGAGAGUUCUUGGAUACAUAAUCAGCUUCCUACCAUAUCAUGGAUUUUCAAGAAGAUAGAUACAGAUGGAAAUGUUGAAGAGCCGGACCUGUUAAGCAAAAUUGACAAGGAAGACAUCAUGAGGUUCUUGAAAUUGCAUCAUGUUGAUAAGCAUGACAUUCCGUUCAUUGCCUUGUAUCGAAAGGAGCUGUGCCUUAGUUUAUUGAAAGACCCAGGGGAAGAAGAGGCAGAAAAUGGAGAUAGGGACAGACCUGAGAAGAAACCCAGACUAAAAUGGCACAAGUUACUAUGGGCCGUGAAGAACUUGGACAGAAAGUGGCUGCUUCUUCACAAGAGGAAAAGUAUUCUUCAGUCCUGCUACAAAAAGCGUUAUGAAGAGGAGUCCCGUCUAAUAUAUGACGAAGAAAGGCUCAAUUUAAACCGGCAGCUUCUUGAAUCCAUCAUUAGAUCACUCGACCAUGCUGAUUCAGAAAGGGAAAUAGAUGAUGUUGACUUAAAAUUUAACUUGCAUUUUCCUCCGGGUGAAGUGGGUGUUGAUGAAGGCCAAUUCAAGAGGCCAAAGAGGAAAUCACUAUAUAGUAUUUGUAACAAAGCUGGCCUAUGGGAAGUUGCAGGCAAGUUUGGGCCAAACGCUGAACAAUUUGGGUUGCAAGUAACUCUAGAAAAAGUGAAUAUGGAGUUGUCAGAAGACCCCAAGGAAACCCCCGAGGAGUUUGCUACAAAUUUUACAUGUUCAUUGUUUGAAACUCCUGAAGCAGUUCUGAAAGGGGCUAGGCACGUGGCUGCAACGGAAAUCAGUUGCGAGCCGUCUUUUAGAAAACAUGUCCGCAGUAUUUUUAUGGAAAAAGCUGAAGUAACAACAAGACCCACACCGGAAGGAAACAUGGCUAUAGAUUCUUUCCAUCAGUUUGCUGGUGUCAAAUGGCUUCGGGGCAAGCCACUCUUCAAAUUUGAGGAUGCCCAGUGGUUGCUUAUUCAAAAGGCUGAAGAACAAAAGCUCCUUCAAGUUGCAAUAAAAUUGCCUGAGAAUGAGCUAAACAAGUUGAUAGAAGAGUCUAAUGUUUGUUAUCUGAGCGAUGGUGUUAGUAUCUCAGCUCGUUUAUGGAAUGAACAGCGCAAACUUGUACUGCAGGAUGCAUUUUUCAAGUUUCUUUUCCCUUCUAUGGAGAAGGAAAUAUGUGCCAUGUUGACUACUAGAGCAAAGGACUGGCUGGUUAUAGAAUAUGGACAUCAGUUAUGGAACAAGGUAUCCGUUGCACCAUUUUGUCGUGAUGGAGAUAAAGAUGAAGCUGCACCAAGGGUCAUGGCUUGUUGUUGGGGUCCUGGCAAGCCAGCAACCACUUUCGUGAUGUUGGAUUCAUCAGGGGAGGUGCUGGAUGUUUUGCUUGCGGGAUCUCUCCACCUACGAUCUCAGAAUGUUAUUGAUCAGCAACGAAAGAAGAAUGACCAGGAACGUCUCCUCAAGUUCAUGAAUGCCCAUCAACCGCACAUUAUGGUUCUAGGAGCUGUGAAUUUGUCUUGCACCCGGCUGAAGGCUGAGAUCUUCGAGAUCGUUUUUAAUAUAGUGGAGGAAAACCCUCGAAAUGUUGGUCAAGAAAUGGACCAAAUCAACAUUGUUUAUGGGGAUGAGUCCCUGCCUCAUCUUUAUGAAUAUUCACAGAUUUCUUCAGACCAGCUGCCUGGACAAUCUGGAAUUUUUAAGCGAGCUGUGGCUCUUGGCCGUUUUCAUCAAAAUCCAGUGGCUAUGGUAGCAUCACUAUGUGGUGCAGGUAGAGAGAUAGUGUCCUGGAAGGUUAGCUCCUUGGAGCACUUUCUUACAUCUGAUGAGAAGUAUGAGAUGAUUGAACAGAUCAUGGUAGAUGUCACCAACCAGGUGGGUAUUGACAUUAACCUGGCUGCAUGUCAUGAUUGGCUGUUUUCGCCUUUACAAUUCGUCUCCGGGCUUGGUCCGCGGAAGGCAGCUUCUCUGCAGAGGGCAUUGAUUAAAGCUGGGGCAGUUAGAAAUCGAAAAGAGUUGACUGGCCACAGGCUAAGUACAAAGAAGGUCUUUAUAAAUGCAGUUGGAUUCUUACGUGUCCGACCAAGUGGGCUGAUGGCUUUUAGUGAUGACAUUGAUCUUUUGGAUGAUUCAAGAAUUCACCCAGAGUCUUAUGCUCUUGCAGAGCUUUUAGCUAAGACUGUACAUGAACAUUAUGCUCCAGGAUAUGAAGAUGAUGCUGAACAGGAACUAGCAAUUGAGUAUGUCAGAAGCAAUCCAGGACAGCUAAAAAGUUUUGAUAUUGAUCAGUAUGCAGAUGACAAUGGGAUGACAAAUAAAAAGGAAACUCUUCGUGGUAUAAAAUUGGAAUUGCUCCAUGGUUUUCAAGAUUGGCGUAAGCCUUUUGCAGAACCAACUGCGGAUGAGGUCUUUUACAUGAUAUCUGGUGAAAAUGAGGAUUCACUUGCUGAAGGAAAGAUUGUUCAUGUAACAGUGCGCCGAGUACAACCCCAACGAGCAAUAUGUGUGCUUGAGUCGGGUUUAACAGGGAUGCUUUCAAAGGAAGACAUUUCAGAUGAAGGAGAUGAAUUCGACUUGGCAGAGAGGCUACAUGAAGGCGACACACUUUCUUGCAAGAUUAAGAAUGUCCAAAUGAAUAGAUACCAUGUUUUUCUUACUUGCAGAGGAAUUGAGUUUAAGGGAAGACAACUCCAAGAUAUGCAUCAUGCUGACCCCUAUUACCACGAAGACAAUGGUGCAUUACCUUGUCAGCAGGACAAAAACCACAAGGACAAGGAUCUCGUGAAUAAACAAUUCAAGCCACGGAUUAUUGUUCAUCCACGUUUUCAAAAUAUGACUUCUGAUGAAGCAAUAAAUUUCCUCUCUGAUAAGGAUGCUGGUGCAAGCUUUUUUCAUCCAAGUUCAAGAGGCCCGUGUUAUCUGACUUUGACAAUGAGAAUCUAUGAUGGUGUUUAUGCUCACAAAGACAUCACAGAAUGUGGGAAGGACCACACGGAUGUCACAAGCUUGCUUCGUAUUGGGAAGAUUCUUAAAAUUGGUGAUGAAACUUUCGAGGAUUUGGAUGAGGUAAUGGAUCGCUAUGUUGACCCAUUGGUAAGUAACUUGAAAGCAAUGCUUAAUUACCGGAAGUUCAAGAGGGGCUCAAAGGCAGAAGUAGAUGACCUUCUUCGAGCUGAGAAAUCUGAUUAUCCAAUGAGGAUAGUUUAUGGUUUUGGUGUUUCAUAUGAGCAUCCUGGAACUUUUAUCCUGUCAUAUAUUAGAAGUACAAAUCCACACCAUGAAUACGUUGGUCUAUACCCCAAAGGAUUCAAAUUUCGGAAGCGUGCAUUUGAUAACAUUGACCAGUUGGUGGCAUAUUUCCAGAAGCAUAUUGAUGAUUUACAGCAUGUGUCAACACCAUCAUUCCAAUCAGUUGCUGCAAUGGUACCAGUGAGAAGCCCUGCAUUCAAGGGUUCUCCUGGAGGGGCACCUAUGAGGAAUGAUUGGGGAGGCCAAUCUAAUUUGGACAAAAACAAAUCUGCAACUGAUUCUAGAGGCAGAAAUGAUUAUAAAGCUGAUGGUGAUCAUGGGCAUCCAAGUGGGUUGCCUAAGCCUUAUGGUGGGCAUGGGCAUGGGCGUGGAAGCAAUCAUGGUUCUAACUGGGAUAACAAGGGCAGUAGUGAGAGAAAAGAUUGUGGUUACGGUAUCACUUCCACAUGGGGAUCAGAUUCAAGGGAAAAAGGUGGAAGUGAUACUGGGUGGGGCAAUUUUCCUGGUGCCAUGGUUGAAAAUUCACCUACCAAAGAAGCUUUUCAAGGUGGCUGGGGAAGAGGUGGAAGUGGUGGAAAUUGGGGUAGUGUAGGUGGUAGUAAUGGUGGUUGGGGUGGCAAUCAUGCUGAUGGGAGGUCUAGUGGUGGCAAUUGGGGCGGUGGUGGUGGUAAUACUUGUGGGACUGCUAGCAGUGGCAAUUGGGGAUCUGGUGGUAGUGCUAGUGGUUGGGGUGGCAGCAGUGCUGAUGGAGGUGGCACUAGUGAUGACAAAUGUGGUGUUAGUGGUGGAGGUUGGAGGGCUAGUGGUGGCCCGCAGGGUAGCAAUGGUGGCUGUGGCCGUGGCCGUGGUUCUCAUUAUGGUCAGGAUAAUAAUAACAGCAAUGAGAUUAAAGACUCUAGUUUUCAUACAUCUUCCGCAUGGGGUACAGAUUCCAAGGGGAGGGCUGGAAGUGAUGGAGGGUGGAGCAAUUUUUCAGGUGCCAAGGUCCUGAGUUCAGCCAAUAACAAUUGGAAUGGUGGAGGUGGUGGAGGUACCGGUGGUAAUGCAGGUGGUUGGGGAAGCCGCAUUGGAAAUGGGAGUACUGGUGGUGGCAAAAGCCAAGGAGCGUGGAGUGCUAGUUUAAGUGAUCAAGGUGGUGAUGGUGGGCAGGGUCGUGGGUGUGGGCGUGGACGAGGAAGAGGACGUGGCCGUAAUAGCUGUGGCGAUUGCAGCACAAAUGAGAGAAAAGAUUUUAGUUAUGCCACAAGUUCGAAGUGGGGAUCAAAUUCCAACGAGGGGAUUCGAAUUGGACGGAACAAUUUUCCGGGUGCUAGGGUACAGAAUUCGCCAAGCAAAGAAGCUUUUCCUGGAGAUUGGGGCAGCAGAAAUGGUAUUGCAGAUGGUGGAAAUGGUGGCUGGGGUGGCAGCACUGGGGGUGGUGGUUGGGGUGGUGAUGGGAAAGGAACUGGUGAUAAUUGGGGUGACAUCAAAAGUGCUGAUGCCCAACGUGCUAGUGGUUGGGGUGCUGGUGGUGGUUAUGUCAAAGAAGGGAGUGGUGGUUGGGGAGAUAAAAAUAACAAUGGUGGCUGGGGUGGCAAGAGUGUUGGCUGUGGCAGCAAUUGGGGUGAUGGUAGAAGUGUCGAUGGCAAAAGUCAGAGUAGUUGGGCUGCUGGUAAUGCAAAUAACAGCAAAGGCAUAGGGUCUUCUGGUGGUUGGGGUGAUAAGAGCAAUGGUGGAUGGGGUGGCAAUGCUGGCACUGAGGAUGCCGUUAGCAGAGGUGGUGAUAGUGAUGGUUGGGGGGUGAAGAGUGGGACUGCUGAUGGUAAAGGUGAGUGGGAUUUUGCUAUAUCCAAGAAUAAUGCUAAUUCUGUUGGGGAGACAAGAAAUUCAGGAUGGGGUGCUGGUUCUGGAAAAAGUAGUUCCAUAGUUCCUGGUGGUGGUAGGAGAGGGCCAUCUGCAAGUGGCGGCAGUGGGUGGUGA